Messenger RNA from Nelumbo nucifera (sacred lotus), 2388 nucleotides. Its product is annotated as protein CELLULOSE SYNTHASE INTERACTIVE 1-like. The record is from RefSeq and is a predicted model, not a curated record. Lineage: Eukaryota; Viridiplantae; Streptophyta; Magnoliopsida; Proteales; Nelumbonaceae. Gene Ontology annotation, molecular function: protein binding.
CCCAAUUCCCGUCCAUUGACCAUCAACCGUUACCCAGUCCCCAAAAGAGGUCAAUGUAGUAAAUACCCAGUAAAUUCCAAUUCAGUUUCAUGUUCAUUCACAAGAUAAGAAGAAGAAGAAGAAGAGAUAUAGAGCCAAAGCUCUCUCAGAUAUAGAAGAGACUUCCCUAGCUAUCUCAUAUUAUAAGUUUUCCAUUCCUCUCCUCUUUCACAGUUCUGACCACUUGCCGGAGUUGUUAUUUGGACUUGUUGGCCGGAGUUAACUGACCCAACUGACCAGAAAAAGAUGCGCUUGCCUCCAAACCAAUGAGCAAAGAUAUGGGGGAAGAGAAGGGAGAUAAAGAAGCAGACAACCCAAACUUGUUGGAAGUGGACGCUGGAGAAUCAUCCUCUCUCCGGCGGACGAUACAGCUAAUAUCAUCAUUGAUAUCUUUCACUCUUUCCAUCAAAGUGUUUGCUGUUAAAUGGCAAACUAUCCGCAACAAGAUGGAGGAGCUGAAUUCUGGUCUAACCGCUGCAGAGAAUUGCAACUUGGGUGAAAAUUCAUCUAUCUUGGACUUGAUUCCAGCUAUUGAGUCAACUGUUAACGACUGUCAUGAUAUUGCUCGUCGGUGUGUCAACCUGUCCUACAGUGGGAAGCUGCUAAUGCAGAGCGACCUCGAUGUAUUGUAUGCAAAAUUUGAACUUCAUAUCAAGAAUCUUACAGCAAUCUACACAGCUGGGAUUCUUCAUGGUUAUGCAAUUGUUGUGUCUAAGCCGGGUGUUGGAGCUAGUCGCGAUGACAUGAAAUUCUAUGUCAGGGAUUUGUUGACGAGGCUGAAGAUCGGGGAUUCGGAGAUGAAACGCCAGGCCUUGAUGGCUUUGAAUGAGGUUGUCCAGGAGGACGAAAAAUAUGUGAGGAUUUUUGUUGAGACAGGUGAAAUAAUAAGUCUCUUGGUGCAUUUUCUUGAGUCUUCAGAGAUGGAGAUUCAGGAAGAAUCAACCAUGGCUAUCUCGGUGAUCUCAGGGUUUGACUCGUACAAGGGUGUUCUUGUUGGCGCCGGAGUCAUUGCACCUUUGGUUCGGGUUUUGGAAAGUGGAAAAGAUUUGGCGAAAGAAAGAGCAGCCAGGGCUCUGCAGAAACUGACAGAGAAUUCAGACAAUGCCUGGUCGGUUUCUGCUCACGGUGGAGUAACAGUUCUGUUAAAGUUCUGCACUACUGGUGAUGGCAGAGGAGGUGGGUCUUUUGUUCCGGCCUGUGGGGUUCUAAGGAACCUGGCCGGAGUGGAAGAGAUCAAAAGGUUCAUGGUUGAAGAAGGUGCAGUGACGGCAUUCAUCAAGCUUAUAAGAUCGAAAGACGAAGCCUCGCAGAUAAAUGCAAUCGAGUUCCUCCAGACUAUGGCUUCUGAAGAUGAACCCAUUCGGCAAAUGAUCAUUAGAGAUGGAGGUAUCCACUUGCUUGUCAGUAAUUUGGAUUCUAGAUCUUCCUCUUCCUCCAAGGCCCGAGAGACUGCACUUAAAGCAAUUGAGAGCCUCUGUUUCUCGUCUACAAGUUCUCUGAACCUCCUGAUUGCAUAUGGGUUUCUUGAUCGUCUCCUUUACUUUCUUCGCAACGGUGAGGUCUCAACUCAGGAAUUGGUAGUGAAGUUGGCAUUUCGUCUCUCUGGGACAUCAGAAGCAACUAAGAAGGCAAUGGGUGAUGCCGGUUUUAUGCCAGAGCUGGUGAGACUACUCGACGCGAAAUCUUUUGAAAUUCGAGAAAUGGCAGCCGAAGCACUAUCUACCCUGGUUUUAGUCUCGAGGAAUCGAAGGAGGUUCAUCCAAGGAGAUAGUGACAUAGCCCGGAUUCUUCAAUUGCUUGACCCAGAGGAGGUGAAAUCAGGUAACAAGAAGUUCUUGUUCUCUGCUUUAUUGUCAUUAACCAGUAGCAACAUUGGAAGAAGGAAGAUUCAGAAUUCUGGUUACCUGAAAAAUUUAGAAAAGCUUGCAGAAGAUGAAAUGCCGGAUGCCAAGAGAAUUAUUAGAAAGUUGUCCACAAACAGAUUUCGUAGUAUACUGAACGGAAUCUGGAACUUCUGAAUGUAAUUAUUUUACUGUAUAACAAUUGAAACUACAUGUGUUUCAUAGUCUCUUAAUUUGUUAUUUUACAUUUCAGCUUGUGACUUUUGAAUUUUGAUCUCCAAAUCUUCUCUUUGUCUGUGCAGAAACUCUAGAACAGCUUUUCUUUUCUUUUCUUUUUUAUAUGUAAUUUCUAGCCAUUAAAAUUGCAAGAAGACGUGGAAAUGUCAAAUAGGAUCUUUGGUUAGUUUAUUUAGUUGGAGAAGUGGGAAGAAAAGCUUUUGUUUCUUUAGUGAGGAAGCACAUGGUAAGGGUAUGAACCCAGACAGAAUGACAAUGAAGUUUUUGUCUC